AUGAAUGAAAUUCGGCAGCUGGGCAGCGUAGAGAAAUUACUUCUGUAUCUGAAACUGCCAGAAAAAGUUAAAAUUUUCCAAACAUUCUGUGCCACAAAUGAAUACAGUUAUGUAACGUUCUGUGAGUUCUGCAAGAGGCUGAAGGCUAUUUAUAACCCCCCAUCACGAAGAACUGGGCCCAGAGACUGCUCAGUACCGACAUACUUCGGAAUAAGGUAUCGAGAGACUAUUUUGGAUUUCGGACCGCCUGACUUAUCUAUUUUUAGACGUGGAAAGAGAUCCCAGAGUGCUGUGAAUGGCAACGAGACGGAAGAUAAAAACAUCAGCAACAACAACUACAGCAACAAUAACAAUAACAGCAACAACUACAACAACAAUAACAACGACAGCAAUAAAAAGGACAUCAAUGACACCAAUAUUCAUGAAAGCCAAACCAUUUACUGCUCUAAAAACAGUCUAAGUGAUGGCGUUAAUAGCAUUAAUAACAAUGUUAAUAAUAAUUAUUGUAGUAAUGAUAAGAAAGCUAAUGGAAAUAAGCCUCCCGGCAACAAUGAUGAUGACCAUAUGAGUGAUAAUGACUACGAUCUCGAUGAUGAAAAAGAUGACGACGACGACGAAGAUGAUGAUGACUGCAUGGAUGGUGGUGAUGAUGGUGAUGAUGAUGACGUGGAGAUGAUGAUGAAAUGGAAUCACGUGGUCAAACUUUCCAGUAAAAACGUCAUCCUAUCUUGGGCAGCCAAAAUUAUAGCUGACGAUAGUGUCAAAUUUUUAAAGUAUCGCCACCUAGCCGAGUAUUUAGUUAUGAAUAAAUUAGUAGACGAGAAUACGAAAGACUUCCUGGUGCUGCAGUCCAGCAUGAAGAAGCAAAUCAACACGCCACCUUCCACAGCGAACAGUGCUCCAGAAGCAAGCCACCUGUCAACAACCAAGAAGAAAUUACACGACACUCUGGUGCAAAAAUGCCAGCUGAUUAAGCAGAAGAACCGUGCAUCCAAUCAGGAGUCAUCAUUUCAUCAGUGUACACAACAGUGUGCGCAACAAUGUACACAUCAACGUGUGCACCAAGGCCUAAAUCAAACUCAACAAAUAAUGAUGUUUCAGCCACAACGACAACAGCAGCAACAAAAAACAACUAAUACUGCUACUAGCCACAGCAACAGCACCCACCACAACCACAGCAGUCGGCAGAAAUGUCAAGGGACCAGUUUAAAAGUACGCUCGUUUUCAUCGGCUGAUUGUAAAGUUAAAAAAUUUGACGACUCGUCAAAAUCAACUAAGGCAGCGACAACAACAGCAUCAAACCAAUUAAAACGACCUGCCUCUGCAGCUCAACAUAAGUUUCUGCUGCCGAAAAUGUUGAAAAUGGAAGAUGCAGUCGUCGGUAGCAGCAAUCCGACAGCCCCGACAAACAAUCAACCAAUGCUGCUCAUGCUAUCGACUCCAGUUAAGAACGGAACUACUGCAAACAUGACUCCCAUGUUCCUGGCCGUCGCUCCGAAUAGUGCAACUGUAUCCAACAUAUUUUUGCCACAGCAGUUACAACAUUUACAACAAGUUUUGUUACAACAACAGCAAUUGCAGACGGUACAACCACAACAUCAGCCGCUACAACAACCACAGCUGCAGCAACAGCCAAAACAUCAAAAAGUACCAACACAUCAGCAGAAAAUACAGCAGCAACAAAUACCUCAACAACCACUGUUCCAGCAAGUACAACAACAACAACAGCAACAAAUUCAGCAACCACAACAACGAAAACUUAAGCAACAACAACCAUUACUUCAGCAAUUACAACCAAUACGACAGCCACAACAACAACAACAACUAACACAGCAGCAACUAACACAGCAGCAACUAACACAGCAACAACUAACACCGCAACAACUAACACAACUACAGCAACAACUACAACAACAAAAUGCAAAUGCACAAAAACCACACACAUUUCCAAACAACUUCAGGUUGAUUUUGGCAACUAAACCUAGUGAUGAUAACAAGAUGAAGCCUAUUCAAGUGCAUACUCACAAAAUACCAUUGAAAGAAGAAUCACUCGACUCAAGUAACUUGAAACCAGCUGCUGUUGAAUUAACCACAUCAUCUGCAUCACCAUCAUCAGUUUUUGAAAAGUUAAAUAAAGGUUCCCAAUUCAUAAAGUCGGUCUUAAAUGGUGCAGCUAAGGAUCCAUUUGGGUCGAAUGCUAAACAUUCAUCCGAUCCCAAUGCUCCUAUCCAGCAAUUUGUGACACUUAAAAAGGGUAACAACAAUCCAGCAAUAUCUGUAGGCGAUCCUACUGACAUCAACAACAAAACUUCUUACGCUAACACCAGCAACUUCAUUCAGAUGAAACCUCUGAGAUCUUAUUCUAGGCAUCCUUUCUCUAAUGUCACUAUCUCGAAAUUAUUGGGCAUGAAUCAACCUUCGCAGAACUCGUCCAAUUAUAUCGCUACAGGCUCUGUGACGUCAUUGCCGUUAGCCAAUAAGAAUAUUACUAAUAAUAAUUUCAGUAAGUUGCCCAUCGGUAAUAGGAAGACAGUUAUAUCGUUGGUAAAAUUAACACCAAUAACGAUGGUAAUAACGCGAAGAGAUCAUUCGUCAAUGAGGGUCCAUCCUUUCUUGAUAUAG
Helobdella robusta is the source of this 2622-nucleotide messenger RNA. RefSeq lists its product as hypothetical. The transcript is spliced from 9 exons. The coding region runs from base 1 to 2622 and encodes 873 amino acids. The record is from RefSeq and is a predicted model, not a curated record. Lineage: Eukaryota; Metazoa; Annelida; Clitellata; Rhynchobdellida; Glossiphoniidae.